Molecule: messenger RNA, 1539 nt
Organism: Aplysia californica (California sea hare)
Lineage: Eukaryota; Metazoa; Mollusca; Gastropoda; Aplysiida; Aplysiidae
Product: retinal dehydrogenase 2
Molecular function (GO): aldehyde dehydrogenase (NAD+) activity
Source: RefSeq, a predicted model, not a curated record
GCUGAUGUGGACAAAGCAGUUGAUGCUGCCAGCAAGGCUUUCGCCCUGGGCUCCACCUACCGCACCAUGAACGCCAGCGACAGGGGCAAACUGCUGUACCGUCUGGCAGACCUUGUGGAGCGUGACCUCAACUACAUCGCUAACCUGGAGACCCUGGACAAUGGCAAAGCGUUCGCUCCUCACGGCUCGAUUGGGGACACGAUGUUCAGCGCAAUGGUGUUCCGCUACUACGCCGGCUGGGCCGAUAAGAUCUGUGGAAAGACAAUUCCCAUCGACGGCAACUUCUUCAGCUACACCAGACAUGAGCCGGUGGGCAUCUGUGGACAGAUCAUCCCAUGGAACUACCCUCUGGCAAUGGCUACCUGGAAGAUCGCGCCGGCGGUGGCGGCUGGCAACGUCGUGGUGAUGAAGACUGCGGAGCAGACGCCCCUCACCGCCCUCUACCUGGCUUCUCUUGUCAAGGAGGGACCAGUCCAGCAGAUUUUGAAGUUCAAGGACCUUGACGAAGUGCUUCGCCGUGCCAACGACACGACGUACGGCCUGGGAGCUGCUGUGUUCACCAAGGACAUCAACAGAGCCCUGAUGUUUGCUCAUGGAGUCCAGGCUGGCACUGUCUGGAUCAACAGCUACAACCAUGUCAGUGCCCAGAGUCCGUUCGGUGGAUACAAGAUGUCUGGCCUGGGGAGAGAACUUGGCGAGUACGGCCUGCAGAACUAUGUGGAGGUGAAGCACGUUUGCGUCUCUCUGCCCCAGAAGAACUCCUAAGCUGGUGACCCCAGAACGUCGCUCCACGCUUUCUGCAGAUAUCUGCCGCUCAUAUGUAACUGGUGAAUCCACCAGAUUUAAUUAUGCGUCAUACCCUCGAAAAAUUUGACAAUGAUUUUUCUGAUAAAUUGGCCAACUGAGAGAAAACAACUGUUUGAAAAAAUUUUGUAGAAAGUACUUCAUUACAAGAAAAUCAUUUACAAAUUACAAAUUGUAGGUUGGUCUAACGUUCAGAUAUUUUAAAAUUUCUAUUUUAUUACUGUCAGUAUUUUCAGUUCUGGUGUACAUUUUGAGAGUGAAGCAGUCUUGCAGUCAUCAUGUAGACUGCUUUGAUUGUUCACAAAGUAAUGACCUAACGGACAUUUGAGACCUGAAACAAAAUACGGAUCUGUCAUAGCUUGUGUUCUGUGUAGUUCGUGUAGCACAUCUCUGCAUACACCUUUUCUUGUAGUUUUUCUAGACUGCUGUUUCUUUUCUUGAUUUGACAAUGUUAUGAUUGUACUCUUUAGCUAAUGCUACUGUGAUUUAACUGGCAAAAGUCUUCCCAUUUUACAGUAUGCAACUGAAAUUACUGUUGUUUAUAUAAUCUACAUUGUUGAUUUUUUUUUUGGUUAAAACAAAUUUGUAGUGGAAAUAAUGUACUCAGUCCGAGAAAAGUAUUAAGUACUUUUAAUCUGGCCAAGAUGACAUCAGAGGAAUCCUACUGCGGUGUGGGUUUGUGGAUGCCUCGUGUCAAUGAUUUAUUCAAUAAAUUCCAAGUGUAUUUUACGAUAA